This is a messenger RNA of Verticillium dahliae VdLs.17, 570 nucleotides long. RefSeq lists its product as uncharacterized. The record is from RefSeq and is a predicted model, not a curated record. NCBI's taxonomy places the organism in Eukaryota, Fungi, Ascomycota, Sordariomycetes, Glomerellales, Plectosphaerellaceae. The transcript is spliced from 2 exons. Bases 1 to 570 code for a protein of 189 amino acids.
AUGCACAACGACCGGGGCCACCGCUACGAUGUGGCCCCCAUCCCUAGCUACGACGAGGCCAUUGCCGGUGGCGGCCCUGCCAACUGGACUCCGCCAUCCCCCGCCGACGACCGCGACCAGUCCGAGACCCAGUCCCUCCUCUUCUCACACCCCCACGAGUCUUCCUCCUUGGCGGUCGCUCUCAUCAUCGCGCGCGUCGUCGCCAUCACCAUCGUUAUGGGCUUCCUGUACAUCGUCUUUGUCAGCGACGACUUCAACACCAUGGCCCACCGCCUUGGCGCCUUCCAACGAGCCGUGAUGUCGAGACCCACCCAUCAAUCCAUGGCCAAGGUCGUCCGGUCCUGCCCGGCAUCUGCUAUCAACUCAGAUAUUCCUGAUCACGCAAUGGACAUCCGCGGCUUUUACCUAAAAACUCAGCCUCCUCCGUAUGCCGAGCUAGGGGCUUGCUCCGCCCCCGAACGUCUCGCGGGAUGUGGAAGUGGGAGGACAAUCGAUUGGUGUACAAUAUCAGGGGUUCUUGAGCUUUCCCACGGCUGUUCAAGUCUUUUUAGGCAUGGAAGUAAGAAUUGA